Molecule: messenger RNA, 1326 nt
Organism: Rasamsonia emersonii CBS 393.64
Lineage: Eukaryota; Fungi; Ascomycota; Eurotiomycetes; Eurotiales; Trichocomaceae
Exons: 1
Coding region: 1-1326 (441 amino acids)
Molecular function (GO): heme binding; iron ion binding; oxidoreductase activity, acting on paired donors, with incorporation or reduction of molecular oxygen
Source: RefSeq, a predicted model, not a curated record
AUGCUCAGCGGCAAACUGCCGUAUGCUGUCAAGGCUUACCAUGACCAGUAUGGGUCUGUCGUCCGCGUCGCACCAGACGAGCUUUCGUUUAAUGACUCUGCUGCUUGGCGGGACAUCUAUCUCAAGCAGACCCUUGAUCGGCCUCCCCAGUGGGGUGCCAAACCGCCGGGAAUUGAGGCGGAAAAUUUCAUCAGUGCUCCGGCCGCGGUUCACUCGCGCCUGCGACGAGCCUUCAACCCAGCCUUCUCUGAGAAGGCCGUCCGUGGAUACGAGCCAACGGUCACGCAGUUUGUCGACAGGCUGAUAACCCGACUGAGAUCAUUUGCCGCAGAGAACGAAAGUGGCGAGACAACAGUCGACGUGAUCAAAUGGCUCAACUUUGCCUUUUUCGAUAUCAUCAUGGAGCUCGGCUGGGGCAGCAACUUUAACUGCCUCGAGCGCGCCCAGUACAAUCUCUGGCUCGCCUUUGUCAUGUCGCUAAAGGAGAAGCUGAUCGCUACCGCCAUCGCCUACUACCCCUCCAUCAACGUUCUCAUGCCAUAUCUGAUGCCGCCCGCCGCCAAGAAGCAGAUCGAUGAGGUCUUUGGCGUCUGCAGCGAAAGGGUCAGGGAUCGUUUGUUAAGGAAAGGAACCAGUCGUCAAGACAUGUUCGAAUCGGUGCUAAACGACCCCGAACACAAGAAUGUUACCAUCGCCGAAAUGGAUCAAGCCUCGAUGGUCAUUAUCGCCGCCGGUAGCGAGACGCUGACGUCCACUCUUGUUGGCACGCUAAAUUACCUGCUGCGCAGCCCAAGCAAAUAUGACAGGCUCGUGCAGGAGGUGCGUUCCUCCUUCGCCAGCGAGGCCGACAUCACAGGCCAAACGACACGCUCUUUGCCAUACUUGAACGCUGUGCUCAAGGAAGGAUUGCGCAUCGCACCACCCAUCCCCGACGGUCUGCGCCGUCAAGUGCCCGCAGACGGUCUCGUUGUUGCUGGUGUGCCUGUUCCAGAGAAGAUGUCCGUAUCCACUGGAUGCUGGAUUCAGUUCAUGAACCCGGAAAACUUUUCCAAUCCCACCGAAUUCGUGCCCGAGCGAUGGCUCGGUGAGGGCACAGAGACCGCAAAAACAGAGGCGUUCCACCCGUUUGGCCUCGGUGCGCGGGGCUGUCUCGGCCAGACGCUGGCGUGGCUCGAGAUGCGGUUGACGCUCGCGAAGCUGCUGUGGAACUUUGACAUCAGCGUGCCGCCAGGGAAGAGCUUGCCCGCAUGGGUCGAACAGGACAUUUUCUGGUUCUGGGACAAGAAGCCGCUGGAACUGUCACUGCGGCCGCGCCAGAAGACCUGA